AUGUCAUUCUUGAAUAGUUCGCCAUCUACAUCUAGCGCAUCAAGUACAGCCACGGGUCAAGAGCUAGUCAACGAUAUUCUAGUCAACAAUCCACCAGAGGACUCAAUUGAAGAUAUUUCCUUCUCACCACAACAAGAUCUACUUGCGGUUGCCAGUUGGGAUAAAAAAGUCCGAAUUUAUGAAAUUGAUCCUAAUACGGGGAACAACCAAGGCAAAGCACUUUAUGAGCACAAUGCACCUGUGUUUUCUGCUCGAUGGUCUACUGAUGGGACUAAAGUAGUUAGUGGUGGUGCUGAUAAUCAAGUCAAGAUAUUUGACCUUGCGACGCAGCAACAACAACAAAUUGGUCAACAUGACGCACCAGUAAGGUCAGUCAGGUAUGUUGAAUGUGGGCCUACUAAUACACCCGUAGUUGCAAGUGGAUCUUGGGAUAAAACGUUGAGAUAUUGGGAUAUGAGAUCUCCUACACCAGUCAGUACCAUCAAUCUUCCUGAAAGAUGUUAUUGUAUGGAUUCAUCACAAAAGUUGCUUGUUGUUGGAUGUGCCGAUAGACAUAUAACAAUUAUUGAUUUAAACAAUCCUCAACAAAUUUUCAAAACUACCCAAUCUCCAUUGAAAUGGCAAACUAGAACAGUUGCAUGUUACCCACAAGCCAAUGGAUUUGCUAUUGGAUCAGUUGAAGGAAGAUGUGCAAUUCAAUAUAUAACCGAAGCUGAACAAAAGAAAUUUGGCUUUUCAUUUAAAUGUCAUAGGAAAUCUGGUACAGGAUCCGUGGGGGGAACACUACCACGUACUACGUCAAGUAGCUCUAAUGAAUCACAAGCGUUUCCUGUAAAUGCAAUUUCAUUCCAUCCAGUAUAUGGUACUUUCAGUACUGCAGGAUCCGAUGGUACAUUUUGUUUUUGGGAUAAAGAUGCGAAACAAAGGUUGAAACUGUUUCCAGAAUUGCCGGGUACUGUAUUAUCUACUGCUUUUAACAAGACUGGGUCUAUAUUUGCUUAUGCUGUGAGUUAUGAUUGGUCAUUAGGAUUCCAGGGUAAUAGACCUGAUUAUCCUACUUUUAUAAAGCUACACCCAACUAAGGAUGUUGAAAUUAAGCAAAAGAAUAAGAGGUAG
Messenger RNA from Lodderomyces orthopsilosis Co 90-125, 1116 nucleotides. RefSeq names its product RNA export factor (gene GLE2). Gene Ontology annotation, molecular function: RNA binding; ubiquitin binding. The transcript has a single exon. The record is from RefSeq and is a predicted model, not a curated record. Gene Ontology annotation, biological process: RNA export from nucleus; transcription-dependent tethering of RNA polymerase II gene DNA at nuclear periphery. NCBI's taxonomy places the organism in Eukaryota, Fungi, Ascomycota, Pichiomycetes, Serinales, Debaryomycetaceae. Gene Ontology annotation, cellular component: nuclear pore. The coding region runs from base 1 to 1116 and encodes 371 amino acids.